Synchiropus splendidus (mandarinfish) is the source of this 1283-nucleotide messenger RNA. RefSeq names its product elongation factor 1 (gene elof1). The record is from RefSeq and is a predicted model, not a curated record. Gene Ontology annotation, molecular function: RNA polymerase II complex binding. The transcript has 3 exons. The coding region runs from base 349 to 600 and encodes 83 amino acids. NCBI's taxonomy places the organism in Eukaryota, Metazoa, Chordata, Actinopteri, Syngnathiformes, Callionymidae. Gene Ontology annotation, biological process: transcription elongation by RNA polymerase II. Gene Ontology annotation, cellular component: transcription elongation factor complex.
UCUCACUGCAGACGAAGCAGCGCGACGAUCAACGCGAUGUUCUGUUAUUUCAAGCGAAUGCUCCGUGAUGAUUCUCGCGAAGUGCAUCGCGUUUGUCCGCGCACCGGCUGCUAGCAGGCUGCUAGCGGUUAGCCCUGCUCUGUGGACGCGCGCGCCGACACUAGUCAUCCCUCUCGCAGCACAUCGCGUUAUCGAGAUCCACACCAUCGAGGGAGCGUAACCGCUUCAUGCACCCGGAUGCGAGGUCGCCCGAUAUCCAAACGACUCCUCAGUCCUUACACAUCAGUACACGCACGUCCGUUUCCCCUUUGUUUUGGUCUCUGAUGGUUGUGUCGUUGAGCAGCACAGAUGGGCCGCAGAAAGUCCAAGAGAAAACCUCCUCCCAAGAAGAAGAUGACGGGAAACCUGGACACGCAGUUCACCUGCCCCUUCUGCAACCACGAGAAGUCCUGCGACGUCAAGAUGGAGCGGACUCGGAACACGGGGAUCAUAUCCUGCAGCGUUUGUCUGGAGGAGUUCCAGACGCCCAUCACGUAUCUGUCCGAGCCGGUGGACGUCUACAGCGACUGGAUCGACGCUUGUGAAGCGGCCAACCAGUGACGCAGCCGAACCGACACGUCUCCGGCUGGUCCAGAGCACCGGAUCAUGGUUAAAAUGAGACAAGGAUUUUUGGAUCCAUCCACAUUCCACUUGUUUUUACCUCACUGUGUGUUUUAACCUUGUCGCGUCUGCACUGAAAACUCGAGUUUACCUCCCUCUUUAGACGUAAAACGUAUUUUUAACGAUUCAUUUCAAGAACUGCUCGCUUUCACAUCACUUUUAGUGUUUUAAUGAAAUGAGAAAAAACGCUGGUUUUUAAGUAUUUUAUUGCACAAAUGUCAUAUUCAGUAAAAUUCAAAAUAAAAAGGUCAAACAUUUGUUGAAAUUGUUCAUCGCCAAAAUUCCUUUGUCACACUGAGGCUGGACUCAAAACGACUAGAUCGUAGCAAAACAUCUUAAAGGUCAUUUUAUGAUUCGCAACACUUUUAUUAUAUGUAAAAACAAUGUAAACAGAAAGGCUGUCAAUCACUGACUUUGACUUUUCUUGGUACUGAUGCAUUCACUGGCACUUGCUGAAGGAAUUUUGGUGCACUGGAGCAUUAGACGCUGAACGCAAAUUUAAAAUGAUAAAAGUUGAAUCAAUGUUUCACAGCUGUGUUCAAAGCAUUUCAUGAAGCGGUCAAAACAUCGAAAACCCCCCAGUGGUGCGUUCACUGACCUCGUAAACCUUCAAACGUCCACCU